Molecule: messenger RNA, 2414 nt
Organism: Gadus morhua (Atlantic cod)
Lineage: Eukaryota; Metazoa; Chordata; Actinopteri; Gadiformes; Gadidae
Gene: plrg1
Product: pleiotropic regulator 1
Exons: 15
Coding region: 171-1706 (511 amino acids)
Biological process (GO): mRNA splicing, via spliceosome
Cellular component (GO): Prp19 complex; catalytic step 2 spliceosome; precatalytic spliceosome
Molecular function (GO): protein binding
Source: RefSeq, a predicted model, not a curated record
UCAGACACCUCAUACAUUGUUUACUUCCGGGACGAUGGGUGAUCGUUUUUGCGCCGCCUGUGAAUGAGAUUCUCUGUGGAAUAUUAACGCUACAAAAGACUGAGAUUAAUCGUUAUAAAAAAAAUCCCGCCUCUUUUAAAGUGCUUAUUGUACGUUUAGUGAACGCCAAAAUGACCGAGGAUGUGCAAAAGCACUCGGUCCACACGCUGGUCUUCAGAUCCCUCAAAAGGACUCAUGAUAUGUUUGUGUCGGAUCAUGCGAAACCAAUCGCACUGGACGAUCACAGUCACAAAGUGAAGAUGUCUUCGAAGUUAAAAGCGGAUUAUGGCGCAGUGUUGCACAUGCCCGUACUCAAGGAAGGGAAGGACAGACCGAUACACGGCGGCCUUCAUGGACACCAGACAAGCACAGAGUCAGGAGACGACCCAGAAUACCUUGUGACCGGGACACACGCCUACCCAUCAGGACCUGGAGUUGCACUGACUGCUGAAACAAAGUUACACAGGAUGCCGAGUGAAGCAGGAGUCCAUUCAAUGGCCUUGACCCUGCCUCCCUCCCAGGCCAGACUAGAUGCCGGCCGCACGGCUGCAAGUGUCGGAGACAUUCACAGACAUGCAGGAAUAGCAGAAAGGUCCCAGCCCCCAAUGUCCUCUUUGGUGCACAUGGAAGCAGGCGGCACCAAGACCUCUGCUCUUGUAAGGAAAGCACCGACCAUGCCCAAACCUGCGUGGCAUCCGCCAUGGAAGCUGUUCAGGGUCAUCAGUGGUCAUCUGGGCUGGGUGAGGUCAAUAGCAGUGGAACCAGGCAACCAGUGGUUUGUCACAGGCUCUGCUGACAGAACCAUCAAGAUCUGGGACCUGGCCAGUGGGAAGCUGAAGCUUUCUCUGACGGGCCACAUCAGCACGGUGCGCGGCGUGGCGGUCAGCUCCCGCAGCCCCUACCUGUUCUCCUGCGGCGAGGACAAGCAGGUCAAGUGCUGGGACCUGGAGUACAACAAGGUCAUCCGGCAUUACCACGGACAUCUGAGUGCCGUGUACGGCCUGGACCUCCACCCCACCAUUGACGUGCUGGUCACGUGCAGUCGAGAUGCCACAGCCAGGGUGUGGGACAUCAGAUCGAAGGCCAACGUGCACACGCUCUCCGGCCACACCAACACCGUGGCAACGGUCAAAUGCCAGGCGGCCGAGCCCCAAAUCAUCACAGGGAGCCACGAUUCCACCAUCAGGCUGUGGGAUCUGGUGGCCGGGAAGACCAGAGCCACGCUGACCAACCACAAGAAGUCCGUCAGGGCAGUGGUGCUGCAUCCUCGACAAUACACCUUUGCUUCUGGCUCUGCUGAUAACAUCAAACAGUGGACGUUUCCGGACGGCAACUUCAUCCAGAACCUGUCUGGCCAUAACGCCAUCAUCAACACUCUGGCGGUCAACUCUGACGGUGUCCUGGUGUCUGGAGCGGACAACGGGACCAUCCACAUGUGGGACUGGAGGACGGGCUACAACUUCCAGCGCAUCCACGCGGCCGUGCAGCCGGGCUCCCUGGACAGCGAGUCCGGGAUCUUCGCCUGCAUGUUCGACCACUCGGAGAGCCGGCUCAUCACCGCCGAGGCCGACAAGACCAUCAAGGUGUACCGGGAGGACGACACAGCGACGGAAGAAAGCCACCCGGUCAACUGGAAACCAGAGAUCCUCAAGCGGAAAAGAUUUUAAUAUUUCCAAUCUUUAUUUGUUUUUUUAUAUCUUCGUAGAAUGGUUCUGACAAAAUCAGUGUCGUAGUGUGGGCUGUACAAAUGCCAACAGUAAAUUGAUUGUGCCUAAUGAGAAACUUCCCAAGACUAAAAGCUACCAUGAAAAAAACAUAUUUCCCCUCACGUUUCUCUUCAUUCAAGAAACCAUUUGCAGUCUUCAGUGUACGACGUUAGUCCAACAAAGCGACCACCUUGGGCCGCCAGGAAUCUCCCGGUGUGUUUGUUCUUGAUGAUGACGGCCCUUUUGCAGCUUUGAUCCAUCUGGUCUGCCAGCAGAAGCCACCUCUCGGUCUCUACAGGACUGUCUGUAGUAUACACACGGUCCCCACUCUCCUCAAGAAGGGCUGUAGUGUACUCAUGGUCCUCACUUUGGUGAGAACCGGUUUUAGUAAACACACAUUCCUUUCUCUUGGGAGAACCGGUUGUAUUCAAACAGUCCUCACUAGGUUGAGAACUGGCAUCGUCCUCACCAUGGAGAUAUCCUGCAAAAGGAAACAUCACUCAAAUUCAAUUGACGCUGCAUGUAUCCAGUUUUUUUUCUUUCUUGUUUUCUAUUGUCCCAACAGAUCGCCAGUUGUACAUAGAGGAAACCUAAUCUUCCCCUCUUCCUGGCUUGCGAUGGCACGUUUAUAUUGGUUCAUUCAUAAUAAACAAGGAAGUUUGGACUGUU